Mesorhabditis belari is the source of this 1260-nucleotide messenger RNA. Lineage: Eukaryota; Metazoa; Nematoda; Chromadorea; Rhabditida; Rhabditidae. The record is from the annotation of a GenBank genome assembly.
AUGAAGAGCCUUCUCAUUUUGAUGAUCGCUUUCGGUUUUGCCUUGAUGAGCAUUGCCGACGAAUCGGGAGAUCAGAUCGUUGAUGGAAGCAAUCUACCCAGUGACAUUAAGACUGCUCUUGGCUCGGAUCUAGAAGAUUUUCAGAAAUUUCAUAAGAAAUUCAACAAACGAAUCAAAGCAAAAAAUCUGAAAAAAGCGGCAAAAGCGUUCGCAAAGAACAACGAAAGAUUGAAAGCUUUACAAGAGAAGAACAAAGGGCGCUCAUUUCAACUCAAAAUGAACAAAUACAUGUCAAUGGAGCCGGAGGAGUUUCAAGCACAAGUGCUUCUCCCUAAAAAAGCCAUGAUUUUUAACAAAAAGAGUGGUGGAAUCGAUGCUAAGACUGCCAAGAAAUUGAGAAAGGAAAAACGAAAAACAAAACAAAUGGCAAGACAGGCUGCAAGGGCUGCGAAAAAAGCCGCACGGGCAGGCAAGAAAACCGGAAAGAAUCAAAGACUAAGGAAAGAAAAGCGAGACACCGAGAUUGCUGAUGAUGGCACUGGGGAUGAUUUAACUAAAGGUGAUGAUGAACCACCAAAGUACGAUCCUCAAAUUGACGACAAAUUGCCGGAGAGUUUCGAUUGGAGAGACUAUGGGGUGAUCACGUCGGUGAAAGAUCAAGGUGACUGUAACAGUUGCUGGGCGUUUAGCGCGGUUGGUGUUCUCGAGGCUCAACAUGCUCGCAAACAUCCAGGCGAAGAUCUCAUCGAUUUAUCUGAACAGCAAAUGUCCUGUUUUACGGCUAACAAUACCGGCACAAUUUGCGAGCCGAACACAUCGGAGAAUGCUCUGGAAUAUUAUCAACAAACUCCUGGUCUGGGUUUGGAAAGCGAUGCUCCAUAUGUUGGCAAAAAUGGAGAUAUGGCCUGCAAGAAAUGGACGCCAGCAGUUCGUGUGGCCUCACACAUCAGUUUGCUUGGAUCGACGGUGGACGAGAUCAAAGACGCCCUCAUUCAAGAUGGACCAAUUGCUAUCGGCGCUCUUUUCAACGAUGAAGCUGUCUACUAUGGGGGUGGGCUCUUUGACGCGAAAUGCGGUUCGGGCAACGAGUUCGGUCAUUCAAUGGUCCUCGUUGGAUAUGGAAAAGAAAAUAACAACUCGUACUGGAUCAUCAAGAACUCUUGGGCUGACACCUGGGGAGAGAAGGGAUACAUCAAGUGGAAAAUGGGCGAGAACUUGUGCGACGUCGAGUCACGGCGGCUCAAUCAAGCGCAAAUUGUU